Arachis stenosperma is the source of this 1764-nucleotide messenger RNA. RefSeq lists its product as uncharacterized. Bases 102 to 1580 code for a protein of 492 amino acids. Lineage: Eukaryota; Viridiplantae; Streptophyta; Magnoliopsida; Fabales; Fabaceae. The record is from RefSeq and is a predicted model, not a curated record. The transcript is spliced from 16 exons.
ACCAUAUAUGACGUUUUUGUUUCUGUCCCCUUCCCUCAAGCUUCAAACUGAGUGAAGAACAGUGGCUUCUCCAUCUGAAUAAAGCUUGAAGGUGACAAAAAAUGGCGCAUUCGGAAGGAACGGAUCAGAAGAAGAAGAAAGAUGUAAUUCGUUUAGAGCGUGAAUCUGUGAUUCCAAUUCUGAAGCCAAGGCUCAUCAUGUCCUUGGCCAAUCUUAUUGAGCACAGUUCUGAUCGAGCUGAGUUCUUGAAGCUCUGCAAGAGAGUAGAGUACACGAUUCGAGCGUGGUACCUCCUACAAUUUGAGGACUUGAUGCAACUCUACUCCCUCUUUGACCCUGUAAGUGGGGCACAGAAGCUUGAACAGCAGAAGUUAUCUACCCAGGAAAUUGAUGUACUAGAGCAGAAUUUCUUGACGUAUCUAUUUCAGGUCAUGGAAAAGAGCAACUUCAAGAUAGUAAGUGAGGAUGAGAUUGAGGUUGCACAAUCAGGCCAGUAUCUUCUAAACCUUCCCAUUAAAGUGGAUGAAUCUAAGCUUGACAAGACACUUCUGAAGAAAUAUUUUGAAAAUCACCCUCACGAUAACCUUCCACAUUUCUGUGAUAAGUAUGUUAUCUUUCGUCGUGGCAUUGGAAUUGAUCGAACAACUGAUCUCUUUAUCAUGGAGAAAGUGGACAUGCUCAUUGCACGCUUGUGGGCAUACUUGUUAAGGAUAACUAGGUUGGAAAAACUUUUAUCAAGAAAGCCAAAAAGGCAUAAUGACACAAAUCCAAAGAAGGAUGAUGAAAUUAACUCUGAGAAUGGGGUAGACUUGUUCGUUGAACGGAUACGCCUUGAAAAUAUGCAACUAAGUUUCCGCAAUUUGGUGGGCAAGACCACGAUUCAAGAACCGACAUUUGAUAAGAUAAUUGUAGUAUACAGGAGAGCUGGCACCAAAUCAAAAGCAGAGCGAGGAAUAUUUGUGAAGCAUUUUAAAGACAUUCCAAUGGCUGAUAUGGAGAUAGUUCUUCCAGAAAAGAAAAACCCUGGAUUAACUCCAAUGGAUUGGGUAAAGUUUCUUGGAUCAGCUAUUGUUGGGCUGGUUGCCGUAGUUAGUUCACUUGAAAUGCCUACAGCUGAUUGGUUUGUCAUUAUUGCUGUUCUUUCCACAGUUGUUGGUUAUAUCGCCAAGACAUACUUCACGUUUCAGGCAAACUUGGCUCAGUACCAAAAUUUGAUUACACAGUCGAUGUACGACAAACAACUAGACAGUGGAAAGGGCACCCUUCUCCAUUUGUGUGAUGAUGUCAUUCAACAGGAGGUCAAAGAGGUAAUAGUAUCAUUCUUUAUUUUGAUGGAACAAGGCAAAGCUACAAGACAGGAUCUUGAUCAAUGGUGUGAGGAAUUAAUCAAAGAAGAGUUCGGGGAGGAUUGUAAUUUUGAUGUGGAUGAUGCAGUUGGGAAAUUAGAGAAAUUGGGAAUCGUUACGCGGGAUACUAUUGGAAGGUAUCAGUGUGUUGGGCUGAAAAGGGCCAAUGAGAUCAUUGGCACUACAACAGAAGAGCUUGUUCUUAAGGCAAAACAGGGAGCCAUCAAUCCUUGAUGGUGUUUCCAAAAGUGUGCUUUAUUAUCUCUCUUAUGUACAUGUUAAUUUCUGCUUUCUGUCGUGUAAGUUUAUGUCAAUGUGUGUAUUCUGUAUUAUGUUUACUUCUUCAAUAUUUUCUUUGUUCAUAAAACCUUGUCCCUGAUUCUAAAAUGCACUCAAUUGAAUGUUUUCUUUUUAAUGA